This is a messenger RNA of Phytophthora nicotianae INRA-310, 5207 nucleotides long. RefSeq lists its product as hypothetical. The record is from RefSeq and is a predicted model, not a curated record. The transcript has 9 exons. Bases 66 to 4328 code for a protein of 1420 amino acids. Gene Ontology annotation, molecular function: metal ion binding. NCBI's taxonomy places the organism in Eukaryota, Oomycota, Peronosporomycetes, Peronosporales, Peronosporaceae. Gene Ontology annotation, cellular component: WASH complex.
CACAAGUCGCUUUUCAAAUUCAAUUUCUUUCGAGUCAAAAGUGGAGAAAGGGAGGACAGUGUCAAAUGCCUCCGACUGCUGCCUCGUUCCUUCUGCAAGCGGCUCCAUGGGUCUCGUUGGAUAUUCGACGGGGAAGCGUAGCAGACAUAGCUCUACCCAUUCCUUCUAUUGCAUUGCAGAAGAAUGACGAUCCGCAGGAGUGUUUGUUGUGGCAAUUCCAGCUCCACGAGUACGAUGUUGGUUUUCAAGUGCUGGAAAAUGGGGUAGUUGUGCAGGAUUUAGGGCGGUUUAACGCGGCGAAGCAAGAUGACAGUGACCCAAAUACAAACGCAAUGAUGGUGCCACAUCCGCUGCAAGUUGAGCCUAUGGAGUCGACGAUGGAGGGCAGAUUCGACAAUAUCAAACCAGAAAGCGUGUACACUUUGCGUUGGGACAAUUCCUACUCGUUAGUGCGCCAUAAGCAGGUGCGGUAUCGGUUCCUAAUGACAUCAAACCGUGUCGUUGCAGCUGCGGAGUUGGCAGUGCAAGAGUCGCAGUCGCGUUCGCAGAGAAGAGCGAGAAGAGCGGCAGCUGGAUUGCCACUUCCUCAUUUAGCAAAGACAUUGGAAAAGGAGCGUGCAAUGAGUGACGAAGAAAGAAAAGUGGGAAACGAAAGAAUGACAGCGAAUUUGGAGCAGGCGGUGAUGGACAUUGUGUCGAUUUUCAUUGCGAAACCUGACAGUCCACUGCAUGAAGGAGCCGUUCGGCCAUUCAUAUUGGCGCUCGAAGCUGUUCUGUGCAAUGGAAUCAAGGAAGAAUUUCUGGAUGUGUGGCCAGAGGCACCUUUCUACGAAUUUUUACUGAAGACGCAACACGUGCUGCGCGACGACAUGGGCAUCGUCGCCGAAGUACAAGCAGGAGAACCUCCGUCGAACUUGCAGUAUCUGGGAUGGAACAAUUCUCGCUCCUUUUUACUGCUGACUUUAAACAAGGGAAUUCUACAGCGUGCAUUCGAAAAUUUGAGCAAACGGAGAGUGGUUGUGGAGAAGUUCUAUGAGCCAAAAGCCCUUUUGUACAAGUAUGAGGACGCCCGAAAAAUCGCUUCAUUUCUCAGUGCGUUGAAUGGAGUCACUUUUUUGCUAGCUGCUUAUCCUCCUGACGAGUGUAGCGACGAAGACCAAUCCCAGUUUCCACGCAAUCUCAAGCAAUGCGCCCCAGAAGCCCCACUUCUUGGCAACGAACUAGCUUUUUAUGAUGACGUGCAAAGUGAAAGCAGUGUGAUGAAGUUCAUUGAAGGAGAUCCUGACGAAAUGAAGCAACUUGACAAUUGCACCGUUCCUCGGUACAUUCUUCACGGUGAACCAUUUCAAGAAACUGUGAUUGGACGCUCUACAUUUGAGCUGCUCUCAAUCUCUGAGGUUUCGGGCGCCCCCGUUGUCUUAGCGCAGCUACGCGUCCAAACGCAAGAUAUUUUGCUCUCCGUCGCUACUCAAGAUGGUCAAGAUCUGACUAAACCAAUACGUUUAUCAGCUUUGGACGAGUGGAUUGAACUCAUCGUGCGAUUUAAGUCCAGUCCAAUUGGAGGUCUGACACUGAAACUGGACAACUCGUACUCUAUGGUUCGAUCAAAACAAGUUCAGAUUCGAUACUUGUCCGCUGAUACAGCCGCGUACGUAGCGGCAUGGGAAGGGUGUUUGGAAAUGGCUCAAUCUAUUUCGUGGAAUCACGCUUCGCGGGCCGGAAGUGAACGCUGUGCCGAAUACAUGGCGUCAUUGCAUCAAAAAGAGGAGACGGAAGUGAUACUUCAACGAAAACAAGUGAGAGGAGAAAGCAAUCAAGACAUGGAUGAUGGUAUUAUGGGGUUCCGCUCCUCGCUUCUCUCUAAUCCUGUGUCAUAUAUCGGAGGUUUACUAUCAAGUGAAGGAAAUCCUGAAGCCUGCGACCAGUGUCUGACCCCGUUCUCAUUCUUUAGCCGACAGCACGAAUGCCCUUGUUGCAAGAAAAUCGUGUGUAUCCAGUGCUCUCGUCAUCAUGUUCAAGUCAACGGAAAGGGUCAACAGUUGAAAGUCUGCGAUGGAUGUUUCAUCAAAGAAAAAGAGAAAGAGCGAGCACGUAUUGCUAAUAUGAAGGGCAAAAGUGCUGGUGAAAGUGGUGAACGACCAGAGUACGCUGCGCUUCGCAGAGACCCUGCUAUGGACAAGUAUUUCAAGAUGCUUAGCUUUGGUGUUCCAUCCAGCGGAGUGGCCCAAAAAAUGACUCAAGACGAAAUGACUUCGGAUAAAAUUGCAAUAUUUGUUGCAGGUCCUGAGGGAAGCACUGCUUCCGGUUUUGGUCGUACAACAAGUAAAAGAGAACGAUCGGGUAGUCGUGGUUUAAAUCGACGUGACAGCACCUUUCGUAAGGUUUACUGGACUAAUUUGGACUCGGACAAGGCCAACGAAACUAUCUGGUCUCGUGUGACCUCAAGGCGAAAGACUGCUCCGAUCACACUAUCGCCACAGGAUUUUCAAGAACUGGAAUAUCUAUUCGGAAACCGAACGGCAGCGUCACCUUCCCAGUCCAAGGUAACCAGUGCAAAAAAGACCAGAUUCUCGGCUCUUGAUUCACGAAGAUCCAACAACAUUUCAAUUGGAUUGAGCCAAUUCAAGGCCGUUGGAGGGGCGGCGGCCAUUUUGUCAGCAUUAAAGAACUGUGAUUUUGAAUUCCUCACACUCGACCGCUUGACGAAUCUGCAAGACAUCGCGCCGAACAGUGUUGAAGUGAAGCGUUACACCAACUUCAGAGGAUCUCGUUCACGACUGGAACCUGCAGAAAAGUUCCUGGUGGAAAUGUGUGAGAUUCCUCGAGUGACGGAAAAAAUUAAUGUGAUGUUCUUUGCUUCACAAUUUCAACACCAGCAGCAAGAGUUGCGCAACCGGAUUCGGGUGAUUACCCAGGCCUGUUACGAAAUCCUGCAGAGCGAGCGCCUUGCCCGGUGCUUCGAAUUGGUAUUGGUGAUUGGAAAUCUUCUGAACACCGGCACAGAACUUGAAGGUGCUCACGGUAUUACGCUUGCUUCUCUUUUGAAGCUGUCAGAGACCAAGGCUAUAGACCAAAGUAUGACCCUCCUCCAGUUCAUCAUCAAACUUAUCCACAACCGCGGUGAAGGUGAUGUUUUACUAUUUACUAACGACCUUAGUACAUUGAUCGACGCGAGGAGAUACUCUAACGUGAUCUGCGACUCUCAAGCACGAUCAUUGCAGCAGGAAAUCACCAAGCUCGAGCAAGAGAUUAAGGAAGACAUGGUGGAGGAUUUGAAGCGAUUCAACAAAGCUGAGGCGCUUAGAAAGCACCAAUUUGAAGAGCGAAAGGUUCAGCGGCAUCGCCCAGUGGUAAUUCAGAGUAACAGAGUGCCCAAUAUUCCGCAAGAAGGAAAGUCAGAUCCUCAAAAUGUCAUCCUCGGCGCAAUUCGACAGCGAGGCUCAAACACGGUGGUCGAUUUUGGGGUUCAAACCGUGAAUAAUGGACUCACGUCGAAUAAUCCGCAUGCUGCUAUGCUAUCUGCAAUCCGUAGUCGUGGAGGAGCAAUUGAUACGAAGUCAACUGAGGAAAACUUAUCAGCCAGAAUAAGCGCGGGUGAAAGGGGACAUGCUAGCUUUGAGGUGGAUCGGGAUGCUAUAAUUUCGUCCGCAAGUUCACCUCAUGCAUCACUAUUGAAUGCCAUUCGUAGUCGUCCACAAAACGUACGAGAUGAAACAAACUGGAACGAAGAUAAUUCAGUGCGCUUGAGUGAGGCAGUGCGAGCAUCAAGCGCGAGAUCGUCGCUCCUAGCUUCUAUCAGAAAGUGUGAACAACCAACGUUUAAUCCAGAUAGCAAUCAUCGCUCAUCCAUCAAGCAACGCCGUUCACGUGUGGCAGGUAACAGCGAUGCCGGGGCAGAUCAAAAUGGUAUAUCCACUUUAAGCGGUGACUCACAAGCUGCACUGUUAGCAGCGAUCAGGCAGCAGGCAACGAAACCAAAACAAGAAAUGUCAGACAUUGGUGGGGCUAGCUCCAGCAAAGCGAACGAGAAAUUUGAACCACGUCAGUACAAGAUGAAGAGCAAAUUCAUCUCAGUCAUGAGAGAGCGACUGAUGAACAUCAAAGCCGCAUUUGAAGACAUUGAGAUGGAUCUGGAGACAUUACAUUCCGUGUGGGACGGCACAGCUCGGUAUUUGGCGGAAGACUCAAAUGGAUCGUCGACCGAGUACGUAUUCGGGCUGCUGAACAGGUUCCUUCUUGAUGUCAAAGUCGCCAAGACGCUGCUUUUCCGAAAGGGGCUCAGUUUCGUUGGCGAUGCCAGCUCACUUCUUCCACACGCUUGUAAGUGAGCGUGUUGAGCUUUGUAGGUUUAGUGGCAAUGUCUUUUAACGUGUAAGUGUUGUUGUUACAGACGUGGGGAGCAUCGUUGCGACUAAGUUCGGCUCCGGGGUAAUCACGGCACUCCGAGUUACUGACAAGCGCAUUGAGGUCAAAUUUCCCUGGAGUCGAGAAGCAUAUCUGGAGCCUUCCUCCAUUUUGUCUGUUGGUAGUUUGGUGCGUUGUCGUCGAUGGGGUGUUGGGAUUAUCCGCGAGACUUGCUACGAUGUGGGCUUCUGUGAAGUUCGGUUUUCGUUUGGAUACGGCAAAGUUCGUGUCGAGGAUUUAGUGCUGGAAACUUCAUCUAACAAAGAGGAGCUGCGUCUCAAGUUACUACGUUGUGGUUUCUUCAUCGGCGAUCCUGUCGUCACGCCAUUUGGAUGUGGCCAUGUCCAGUCAAUUCGUGGGAAACCUCAAAGCUCCACUGCUGUGCUUUCAGUCGGUUUGUUAGCAUCGGAGCCUGAUGUGUAUGGUGGUGAACGAGUCUGUUCAGCGGUCGCGUUUGUGCCUGCAAGUCAUGUUAAACGAAACUAUUGAGAUGCAGCAGGCUAUAGACUCUCGUCAUUGGCACAAGAGAAAUAGAGAAGUCGCGGUUACCAUUUCACCGAGGAAAUGACGUCUCGUUCUUUACCGGUGGUGACUCCAAAGUCACGAAAGUGAAAUAGGCGUCCUAGAGAUCCGCGUCUACCGCCGAGGCGCAGGCUUACAUGAUUAUCUUUUGCACCACUACCUAGCGUCCAGCACGUCCCCGUACUCAUAGCGCACGAUCUUGCUGUCGAUGUAGUCGUUAUGUUCCAUGAAGAGACAAAUGAAAGGCAAUUUCACAAAAGUUACAAAUAUUCUUAACCGAA